UAUCUGUGGAACUCAAGGAAGAAGAAAAGAAGAAGAAUAAACUGAAUAAAAAUAAACAAAACAUUUUAUAUUGGUUGACCUAGAGCUAAUAGAUAUUUUUAAAGUUAAAAGUGUACACUUGAAAUUUUCUAGGAAUUGAUAUGGAAUCGAUAGUCAAUGAUAAAGAAAAUAUCAAUAGUAACAUGAGGCGAAAUCCCCAACAACGGAAAAUAAUUUACAGAAAUCUUUUAAGUAAAAUAGAGGGAAUUGAGGAAACUGAAGAAGUAGGUUUAAGAACAGUGAAUGAAAUAGGAGAAGUUCUGAGAGAAGCUAAUUCACUAGACACUGAAUGGCUUAUUGAUGAAAGAGUAGAACAUGCUGAUGAGACUUAUUUAGAUUGUUUAGUUUUGUCUUCUGCCAGUUCUGUUUUAAAAAAAUGUAUACAGGCAGUUGAUGUCUUCACUUCUACAUAUGAACCUGAAGAAUUUUCCCAACAUAUUAUAAAUAGUAUAAAAGAUGAGGACAGUGAUGAAAUGAACCCUUUUGAUUUACUAAAACUUCUUAAGGAUGCUAGAGAAAUCAUUCCUAAAGUACCAGAUUACACAUACGUUUACGGCAGUUAUGACUUGGAAAAUCUGCCACAGCCAAAACCAAAAAGACAGAUAACAAGAACUCAAAAAGAGAAACUAGAAAAGAAAGAACCAGAGCAAGUCACUAGCAUGACUAAAGAGGAAGAUACCAUUGAAGAAAUUCUCAAAGUUUUCUUGGAAGUCUUAAAUAAAAAAUAUAAAGAAGCAAAUGAACAACCUAUAAAGUAUUAUGAAUAUAUUAUAGACACUGAUGAUUUUGCCAAUACAGUAGAGAAUAUGUUUUACUUUUCUUUUUUAAUAAGAAAUGGUAAAGCUAGUGUAGAUUUAAAUAGCAAAGGAGAUCCCAUAAUAAAACCAGUCAAGAAAAAUGUACACAAGGAAUUCAGAGAUAAUGGUGGAAUUAAUGCCCAAAUUAUUACACAAAUAAAUGUAGAACGAUGGAAGAAAUUCAAAAAAGCUGGCUAUUUGCAAGAAUACAAAAGAAAACAUUCCACACCCUAACAUUUUUUAUUUAUAAAAAUAUAACUAUUAAUAAUUUUUUAUU
Molecule: messenger RNA, 1113 nt
Organism: Psylliodes chrysocephalus
Lineage: Eukaryota; Metazoa; Arthropoda; Insecta; Coleoptera; Chrysomelidae
Source: the annotation of a GenBank genome assembly